Planococcus citri (citrus mealybug) is the source of this 3269-nucleotide messenger RNA. RefSeq lists its product as uncharacterized. The record is from RefSeq and is a predicted model, not a curated record. The transcript is spliced from 8 exons. Lineage: Eukaryota; Metazoa; Arthropoda; Insecta; Hemiptera; Pseudococcidae. Bases 874 to 3021 code for a protein of 715 amino acids.
GUUAAAAUUUGAACUGAAUUUUUUUACAAGGAAUAUGGAAGUUUACAAUCUGCUUCUUGGAGACUCCAAUAAAUCAGAUAAUGUGUCUUUCUUUUCAGCCUUUUUUCUCAAAACCCACUGCUGGAUGAAGGCCUUCCCCACUUCCUUCGACGAGCUCCAAUCCUCGGCUGUACUCCUUCAAACCUUCAUUCACCAUCACAUGUCUGUAUCUCAUCUUCCCAACUUCGUUUUGGUCUCCCCGGUGCCUGUUUUCUAUCUGGUCUUCACUGUGUACUUAGUCUUUUCUUUACCACCCAUCGUUGAUCCCCACUUCUGGCAACAUGACCGGACCAGCGCCACUUUUGCUCUGUGUGACCGUCUCGAUAAUGUCUGUCAUCCCAGUGGUCUCCUAAAUUUUCUCCACUGUUCACGUAGAAUAACAUAAAUUAUCAAAAAAUUGGACCGACAUUUCAUUUUAUUUUCGAGAAAAAAAUUACAAGUUUGGCACUUUUUGCAAAAAUACCAUCAGAAACCUAAAAAAUGAAAAUUUUUGCAUUUUUAAGAUAUUUCACCAACGUGUAGACGAAAAUCUCCCUACCUCCCCUCAAUUUGUCAACGAAUACGAAUGACGAAAACACACAAGAUGAUAAGGAAUGUUUUGAUUACUCGUAAUUAGGACUUGUAUGUAUUAUAAUUUUGUGCCUAGAGCGUUUGCGUAACAUUUCAAAAAUGAUCAAGACGAGUAUUGAUGAAAGUUUUCAAAGCACUAAUCGGUCUUGAUAAGUAAUAAGUAUUGAUAGCCGAUGUAUACUCACAACAAAUUUUUUUUCGAAUCUGUUUCAUUCUUGUACCACGAUUAAUAUUUUAUUCACAUAAGUAUAUUCUAUCAGCAACAUGAAUUUCAAAAUGAAAACCUCCCUGUUAAUUUUCUUUAUCGCAAAAGAUCUUGUAUCAAUAAAAGCGUUCGACGACGAGUCCUCGAAAUACGAUAUCACAAAAGUUCUGAAUGAUUCCAUCAACGGAAUAUUUCAAAAAGCUGGCUGGAGUCGAGUAGAACAAGCAUUAACAAAAAGCUUUCACCGCUUAUCGGAAUAUAAAACCAAAAACAUUCGAAAACUAAAAAUAUUUGGCGAUGAGAUCAUCUAUCGUGAUCUUCAGUUUUACGAUGCUCACACAUACGACGGUCUCUCAAUUCAGUGGAAUUCUGCUAAAAAUGAAACGCGAUUACAAUUUGACGACGAAUUCAGAUACUAUUUAGACUGUAAUAUGAUCGGAGCACUGAACAAGACGGAUGCUAAAAUCAGCGCAAAUCCUGUAUUCUUCAAGUUUGCAAUAAUUAUAGCUGAAUCAUCAACUGGAAAAAAAGAGGAAAAAAUUAAAAUUGGUAUAGACUACGCCAAUAUAAUGCAUGAUGAUUCAACGAAGCUUGGCGGAUAUUAUGAAACGAAACUCAAAACGAGACAAAAACUCAUGUACGAGUUCCACCUCAUGUUACCCAAAGUAACCCGUCAUUGUUUGGCUCGCAGCAAGAAAUUCAAACAAGCAUUGAAAAACAGUUUGUUGGUUUACCCGAAACAGAAUAUUUCAUUGCUUUAUCCGGAUUUUUCGAGCAACGAGCAAAAGUAUUACUACUCAAUACCCAAGAUUGUUUUACAGAAGUACAAUUUAACAUACAUCAGGAUCACAGGACUCUCGAAUUUCAAAUCAUUCCGUGGCACCAUUUUGCACAUAGUGAACAUUAGUGGGACUAUGUACUUGGACCGCGAUUACUCAAGCAGGGAAAAUAUUGCAAUGAAUUUCACGAUAGAUAACCUUUUCAUAGAUGUUAAUUACCUUAACAAAAGUGUAACUGUUGAGGCAAAAAACUACACCAUCAGUCAAUUUGAUAUCGAAGGUUCCAAAAACUCAGCGUCAAUAUCGUCUUGGUUACAUGAAGUUUCGCCUAUAAUGAUACGACACAUCGAAUCAGCUAUCGCUAAUUCAAUGAUGCCAUCUAUGGAGAAUGUUGUGUUGAUGAAAUCGCUUGAUUUGUCCGAAAAUUACGAUAUCACAAAAGCACUGAACGAGUCCAUUAAUGAUAUACUUCAAAUGGCUGGUUGGAAUCGAGUGGAAAACGCAUUUAAAAAAAGCUUAAAUCGUAAAUUGAUCUAUGGCGAAAAGAUCGCGUAUCAAAGCCAAGAGUUUCAAUACGUUCCGAAAGCAAAUUUUUUGUCAAUUCAUUGGACUUCUCCUGGAAAUACAACACGAAUACAGUGCGGAGAAACGGAAUAUUAUUUAGACGGAUGUAUGAUCAUUGAACCUAGCCCUAGCAAGAUGUCUCGUUACUUCAACAUGCAUACCGUAAUCCAAAACUUAUCAAUAGUUACAACCGAAUCAUCAAUCGACCGGAAUAACACAACAAUAAAAUUUGAUAUAGACUACAACGACAUUAUUGACUGGGAACGCUCAAAGCUCCCAGAAUGUGGUCUUUUGCCGUUCAAAAAGAAACGAAAAAUCUUAUCCGAUAUCAACCGCAAGUUACUAAAAUUAAUGCGCGAUUCUUUGGCCCUUGAUGAGAACUUUAUGGACGCUUUGGGACAUAGUAUGCUUAUUUACCCGAAACAGAAAUUGAUAAAGGUCCAUCCUGAUUUCUCUCACAACGAGCAAAAAUAUUACUACUUAAUACCCAAGAUUUGUCUCGAGAUAGGCCAUUUGGAAAAUGUCAAGAUCCGAGGACUCGCGAAUUUCGAAUCAUUCGACGGCACUUCUUUGCACGUGAAGAACAUUGAUGGAUUUAUGACUUGUAUUAUUCAUGAGGCGAUAAUAGAGUUCGUGACUUUUGAGAUAGAUGAUCUUUUUGUAAGUUUUAAUCGUGAUAACCAAAGUAUAACCGUGGACGCACGAAAGUACAAAAUCAGACAAUUUGAGUUCCGAGAUUCAGAUUCAUCUUGCAAACACGAAGCAUUAAUGUUGUCUUGGUUACACGAAUUUUCGCCAGUCUUGAUGCGACACGUAGAAUCAGCUAUUGCGAAUUCGAUAAUGCCUUCUAUGAAAAGUGAGUAGAAGCAAAUUGAGAAAAAAUGAGAGCUAUUUUUAAAGAAAUGCGCAGAAAGCAUGGAGUAUGUACUCACUCGAAAAAAUACAGCAAUACGUGGAGAUCAUUCUGAUUGAAACAAUGGUAUUUUGGAGCAGUCCAAUUGAAAGAUUUUGAAAACUUCGUGCAGCGUCAAAUAUUCUAAAGGCGAGAGAGGAAAUAAUCUGGAAAAUUCAACAUCGUGCAAAAUGAAGAAUAAAUGAAUAUUUCAACGAUA